AUGACUGCGUUAUCGCCCAUACUGCGGGGACUGGCGCUAUUGACAUUGUGCCUUGUCUCCCUUAAUGCAGGCGUGCAGGCGUUCUCUCAAGGCGAUACCACUACUCGCGACUCAUUGCAGUCCAAUCCACGGAUCCUGGUUCUCGGGGGCGGCGUCGCAGGCAUUAUCGCGGCACGAACGCUUCAUCAAAAUGGGCUCGACAACUUCCUGAUAAUCGAGGCGCGGGACGAGAUCGGUGGGCGGCUCCGCUCGCAUACUUUUGGGAACGGCACGACUAUCGAACUUGGGGCGAAUUGGGUGCAAGGAACUCAAGUGGGGGGCGGACCGUCCAAUCCUAUCUGGGACCUGGCUAGAAAGCAUAACGUGACGACCGUGUUCAACGACUACUCGAGCAUCAUAACCUACGAUGAAGCGGGUCCUGUGGAUUAUAUCGACGUCGUCGACGAUGCAGUAGACAAUCUAGACAAAAUAACUGAACUAGCGGGCGAGAGAGUGGCCGGCAAUCUUGUCGACUUGAACGCUCGUGCGGGAUAUUCUCUUGUGGGAGCGAAACCUCAAUCUCCCCAUGCUAGGGCAGCUGAAUACUGGAACUUUGAUUGGGAGUACGGAGAUACCCCCUCAGGAAGCUCCUUGGUAGCUGCAGGAUUGAAUAAUAACUUCACAUUCGACACCGACCAAGGCGGCUUCUCCGACGAAAACCGACUUUCCAUCGAUCAGCGCGGUUUCAAAACUAUUAUAACCGAAGAAGCAAAGGCAUUUUUGCGACCUUCUCAGUUAUUGCUGAACUCGACGGUGAAAAGCGUCAGAUACGGGAAUUCAGGUGUACAAGUGACACUCGCGAACGGGACAUCGAUUUCGGGCGACUACGUGCUCUGUACGUUCAGCUUGGGCGUGCUUCAAAAUGACGAUGUCGAGUUCGAUCCUGAGCUACCCGAUUGGAAGAUGGAGGCGAUUCAGUCUCUGACAAUGACUACGUAUACUAAGAUAUUUCUAAAAUAUGAGCGCAAGUUUUGGUUUGACACGGAGAUGGGCUUAUACGCUGACAAAGAAAGGGGCCGCUAUCCCGUCUGGCAGAGCCUCGACCACCCAAAGUUUCUCCAGGGUUCGGGAAUCUUGUUCGUUACAGUCACUGGGCAAUACAGCGAGCGUAUCGAGGCUCUUCCGGACCGACAAGUUCAAUCUGAAGUGAUGGGGGUCCUGCGUUCUAUGUUCCCGAAGACAGACAUCCCGCCGGCUUCUGAUUUCUUUUUCCCUCGAUGGCACUCUGAUCCGCUGUACAGAGGAUCGUAUUCCAAUUGGCCAGCCUCCUUUACGCGCGACCAUCAUGAUAACUUUCGCGCAAGCGUUAGUGUCGGCGGACGUGAAAGGCUUUGGUUUGCCGGCGAGGCGACGAGUUUCAAGUACUUCGGUUUCCUACACGGCGCAUAUACUGAGGGAUUGGAUGUCGCUCAAGAGAUGAUCAAAUGCAUCCGCCGCGGUCAGUGCACUGGGUUGAGCCACUUUGACGAAGUACGAAAUGUCCACCCGUACGGUACCAAUUAG
Molecule: messenger RNA, 1542 nt
Organism: Pleurotus ostreatus (oyster mushroom)
Lineage: Eukaryota; Fungi; Basidiomycota; Agaricomycetes; Agaricales; Pleurotaceae
Exons: 9
Coding region: 1-1542 (513 amino acids)
Molecular function (GO): oxidoreductase activity
Source: RefSeq, a predicted model, not a curated record